GUUGAUCAGCUUCUAGGAUGUACGGGCAUUUCGUCAUGUUUCUUAAGCUUGGUGCUGGUCCGUGAGCUGAACACCCCCUCAAGAUCGGAUACUUUACUGGGGGUCAUCUUUCAUCUCGUUACCGGGUUUCGGACUUCUCAACCUCUCAUCUCUAACUCUAUUUAUUCUGGUUGCUGUUAGCCUUCCCAAACAAAUCAGGACAUAAGGAAUCCAUCAGCACUACUGUCUGAUCCUCCUGGAUCAGUACUGCAGUUAAUUACACUCAGUGACACUUCCACAUUUAAGAACCACGAUGCUUUAAGUCUCUACGCACUUAACCAAGGCACAUAAUACAUCUACUGCAUGUGUCACAUUUAAUCUCGUUGUUGUUUCUGAUCACAGUUCACACGAGCCAAAAAUAUUUUCGUCUUAUAUUCUCCCACUAGUCUUCAUUGUCUAUUAUAUAUCUUUCAUUAUGUCAGGAACAGCUUCUCCACGCAGCGGUCGGCCGCUGACAACCUCCUAUGUGGAUUUGAUGAAGCCAGACGAGGAUUGGAGAAACCUACCUGAUGCAGCUGAGCGGAGGAAAAUUCAAAAUCGUCUGGCCCAGCGGGCAUAUCGGCGCAAUAUGCGAGACAGAACCAAAGAGGUGGAAAAGUUGAAGAAACAGCUCCAGCAGUUGCAGCAGUCUAUGAGUGCAGACCCCUCAACAACACCACCGCCUGAGCAUGAUCUCUCUUCUGGCGGUAGAAGUCCGUCAAAUAUAGGGGAUGUUCAUUCUUCAGGGGCCGACGUGACAGCAUCGACAACACCCAAUGGCUCAAGGCGGGUGAAUGAUUACCUCCAGAACUGGUCUCACACUUCGGGAGCCGAGCAGUUGCACGGACUUGGGCUUACGACGGAUGGAGAAAGCUCUCUCGGAUAUGAUUCGGCGUCGUAUUUUCCUCAAAUCCAAACUUCUAACGACGUCGUUACGGACCUGCCCAUUACCAGUCGCCGAGCUCGCGCUGUCACAGCCAACGUCCCGUCCACACAUAUAUCGCAUUCGCAUCACCUGCGGAGUAACAGCAUACCGCCGAUCUAUUCCUCUACUUGUCAUAGCCCAAUGCCGUGGGGACAAGGUGCAGCAGCAGACAAUCACGACGGACUUCGAGUUUCAACGAGUUUUAAUGUCUACAACAACACGGAGGAUAUAUCUAUGUACCAAACCGAAUCAUCAUAUUCGCUUGACGAGGGAGUUGCACAGAGCACCAAUGCGUACGCUGCAUCACCCGACUCGGAUUUAAAUAGCCCCACGGGCUGGUCGCCACUAGACAGGAAAGCAGGCAGCGGAAGACCGAGCAACUCAGCGUUAGCAUCAGCUUUCCUCACGUCCACCGGCAGCAUCGUGGAGGGCAUCUCCGAACUACAGCACCAGUUCCCCGAGACGACGGCGCCGCUACUGCAUUUCGCGGUGGCGGGUGGCCACAUCGACACACUGCGACUGCUUCUUCAGCGCUACGACGUGAACGUCAAUAGCCGCGACAGCGCAGGCUACACGGCGCUGCAGCGGGCCGUCAUGGCCGGGCGCACUGACAUGGCAGCGAUGCUACUCGAGCACGGCGCCGUGGUCGACGACGACAGCUGGACCGCCGAGCUCGCGAGCCACCACUCCAAGAUGGAAACCCAAUAAUGACCUCAUAUCCUUUCAUGCUUUAAUGCAAGGCAAAUGAUGGUAUCUACCUACAUACUACAUCAUGUGGGGAGAGCUUGUACGUUGGUGUGAUGAUUAUCCAUAAUUCGGGUUUCAGAGUUUGCCCGUCUACUACUACUAC
Hypoxylon fragiforme is the source of this 1793-nucleotide messenger RNA. RefSeq lists its product as uncharacterized. The coding region runs from base 455 to 1651 and encodes 398 amino acids. The record is from RefSeq and is a predicted model, not a curated record. The transcript is spliced from 3 exons. Gene Ontology annotation, biological process: regulation of DNA-templated transcription. Gene Ontology annotation, molecular function: protein binding; DNA-binding transcription factor activity. Lineage: Eukaryota; Fungi; Ascomycota; Sordariomycetes; Xylariales; Hypoxylaceae.